Adineta ricciae is the source of this 1662-nucleotide messenger RNA. The record is from the annotation of a GenBank genome assembly. NCBI's taxonomy places the organism in Eukaryota, Metazoa, Rotifera, Eurotatoria, Adinetida, Adinetidae.
AUGUUCCGAUUAGUUCAACACGCAUUUCGCGCGUCAAAUUAUGCUCUUAAAAGACCGUUUCUAUGUUUAAGUACUCGAACGUAUCUAACCGAUGCUUAUCAAGCAUUCGAUAAAUGGGAUGAAGCGUUGACAAAUGACAUUCUGAAAAAAACUAAUAUCAGUGAACUUUUGAUCGAUGUGGAAGAUAAAUUAAUUCGAAAGAAAUAUGUCAGUUCAUUAGAUAUGGAAAUUCUUGCUGCGAAAUUAACUCAUGUCGAAACAACAGAAGAUCUCAAACUAGCCGAAGGAAUUCUAGAAAAAUUUCGCCAUACACCCGAAGCAUUGGAAUUUCAACCAUCAUUAGCAUAUUCACUGGUUCGAAAUUAUCUCGAUCUUGGACAAAAAGAACGUUUAUUACCAAUUUUAGGAGAUAAAGUUAAAUACGGUAUAUUCCUAGAUCGAUUCUCUGCGAAUCUUCUGCUCAAUGCAUUCUUAUUAGAAAAGAAGUACCAAGGUAAAACAACUACUUCGAGUAUUUUCGAACAAGACCUUGUCUUUUCAGAUGCCGCACAGAUCUGUACUGAUUUGAUGUUACAAGACCAAGACGAUGAUCAAUUAACUCGUGCGCUCGCUGUGAACGCUUGUUAUAAUUAUUAUCUGAUCGCGACGGAAGAAGAUUUCAAGAGUAACGUCAUCGAAGAAGAGGACGAAGAUAUUGUUAAAGUAAAAGUUCAAUUCGUUCGAAAUAUUACCAAUGACGAUCAUUUCGAUCUGGCCGAUAAACGCAAAUUGCUGGGAAAAACAUUGGCAUAUUUUAGUCGAGAUGCAAAUAACAGUCAUAUAGUUUCUUUGCAAAUUCUAGGUUAUACUCUUUACAAAAAAUUCGGACGUGUUUGUGACACACUUCAAACUGUGUUAGACAAUGGCAAAUUACAAUUAGAUGAAGGAAUUAUAAACAUUCUGGAAAAAGAAUUGGAUGAAUAUGUUUAUAAUCCAGCUGAAUUUAAGGGAAAUCUACCACAAAGUCCAUAUCGACGAUUAGAACUCAUUCCCGAAGCUGCUCGCGUUAUAAUCAAAGAGAAAUUGUUACCGAAACUUCGCGAGCAGAAUAAGAUCGUUGCAAUGGAUCUCAAACAAUUCGUGGAAACAAAUCUAAUCGAGCAAGCAGCUCUUGCCGAUAAACGUGAUACAACGAAACACGAACAACAGAUAGCAAUUUGGACACGCGAACGACAAGAACAACUUGAUGACCAAAUUCAUCGUUUCGUCAUCGAUGAGAAAAAAGCGAACCUUAUGGAACGUCUCCGUCUGCUAGAAGAACGUGAUGAAUUGUUGAACUUCUUCGAGAAUGAAUCACGUAUUGUCAUGCAUUCGCAUGAAAAAGAAUUUGCCGAUGAAAAUUUCGAAGAUGUUCGAGCACCGGGUGAACAUGAGUAUUUCGAAUUAGCUCGUCAACAUUACCAUUGGGAUCGAAUGGAGCCACGUCGGUCUUUACAUUUAGAUAAGAAAUUACGCGAUGACGAAAUGAGCGAUGUACGCGACUGGCCACCGUACAAAUAUCUCGCCGAAAAUUGGAAAUAUGAUCUAGUAGAUUAUGUUCCACUGAAUGAAAAAAUGAAACGCCGAAAGGAAGAUUUACCACCCAGCGGUAAACCUCCGUAUUAUAAGCAAUUCUUUUUCUAG